GAUUCAGAAGGCGUUUCUGAGCAAAGGGUUUCGAGGAAUAUGGCUGAUGUUGGUCAGAACAACCCCGCUGAUUUUCCAGCUCUUCCAACCCACGGUGGCCAAUACGUUCAGUAUAACAUUUUUGGGAAUCCCUUCGAAAUCACCUCCAAAUAUCGUCCUCCGAUUAUGCCUAUUGGUCGCGGCGCAUACGGAAUCGUUUGUUCUGUUUUGAAUUCGGAGACCAAUGAAAUGGUUGCGGUUAAGAAGAUUGCUAACGCGUUUGAUAACCAUAUGGAUGCGAAGAGGACGCUCCGUGAGAUUAAGCUUCUACGCCAUUUGGAUCAUGAAAAUGUAAUAGGCAUAAGAGAUGUGAUUCCUCCACCUUUACGGAGAGAAUUCAAUGAUGUCUACAUUUCGACUGAACUAAUGGAUACUGAUCUUCACCAAAUAAUCCGCUCCAAUCAAAGUUUAUCAGAAGAGCAUUGUCAGUAUUUCCUUUAUCAGAUUCUCAGAGGACUGAAAUACAUACAUUCGGCAAAUGUCAUUCAUCGAGACUUGAAACCGAGCAAUCUAUUGCUUAAUGCAAACUGUGAUCUUAAAAUAUGCGACUUUGGUCUUGCUCGACCAACUUCAGAAAAUGAAUGUAUGACGGAAUAUGUUGUGACAAGAUGGUACAGAGCACCUGAGCUUCUUUUGAACUCUGAUUAUACAGCUGCUAUCGAUAUAUGGUCUGUUGGUUGCAUCUUUCUGGAGCUUAUGAAUAGAAGGCCUUUAUUUCCAGGCAGGGAUCAUGUGCAUCAGAUGCGAUUAUUGACCGAGCUUCUUGGCACACCAACCGAGUCAGAUCUUGGUUUUAUCCGAAAUGAAGACUCGAAAAGAUAUCUUCGGCAGCUACCUCCACAUCCUCGUCAGCCAUUAGCAACGGUUUUUCCACAUGUUCAUCCGUUAGCAAUUGAUCUUGUGGAUAAAAUGUUGACAUUUGACCCAACAAAGAGAAUUACUGUUGAAGAAGCAUUAGCACAUCCAUACCUAGAAAGAUUGCAUGACACAGCCGAUGAGCCGGUUUGCUCAGAGCCAUUCUCGUUUGAGUUUGAGCAACAAUACUUAGACGAAGAACAGAUGAAGGAGAUGAUUUACAGAGAGGCAUUGGCACUCAAUCCAGAAUUUGCAUGACCAUAAAAGCAUUCGUGCUCGAAGUGUCGUCUUCCCGAGUAAUGACGACUUUGCAUAUACAAGAUAACAUACAAUGAAGAUAACGGCUCAGAUUGGUGUACAAAGUGAAAUCAAAUCAGAUAAGAGCUUUGUAUGUUGAAUUGGCUAACUUAUCUGUUUCAUUCAUCUAUCAGCUCUUAUUAAGAAUACCUUAAAUUGUUAGUUUAUUUUUUUGUCCCACGUUUGAUCCUUUAAGUUUAUGUU
Cucumis melo (muskmelon) is the source of this 1395-nucleotide messenger RNA. RefSeq names its product mitogen-activated protein kinase 3. Gene Ontology annotation, molecular function: ATP binding; MAP kinase activity. Gene Ontology annotation, cellular component: nucleus; cytoplasm. NCBI's taxonomy places the organism in Eukaryota, Viridiplantae, Streptophyta, Magnoliopsida, Cucurbitales, Cucurbitaceae. The record is from RefSeq and is marked provisional. Gene Ontology annotation, biological process: protein phosphorylation; intracellular signal transduction.